AUUGGGUGAAUUAGUAGUCUUGACACACAUUCAUGGAAAAGGGUUCAAAACCUGAAAUGUUCAUUUAAUGACCUAUUAAUGAUGGGGGUGUGAAGUGUUUAAAAAAAUAAAUCUGAUAUUGAUCAGAUGAAUAACGACUGAAACUGUAAAAAGAGAUUCAAUCAGUCAUUGUCAUCUGCCCCAGGGCAGGAAUUCAAGCUGCUAACAACCACUAAGUGUGUGUAUAUGUCUGUGUGUGUGCGCGAGCGCCGCAGCAGCCAAUCAGCUUGCAUGUGGGCGGUGCAUCCGAGUAUAAGUGCAGGUGUAGCGAGCUUGUGGACAGGUGUUGCAUCAUGGCGUCCUUCGUGCCUCUCUGCGAUCUCCCCCAGCUUCCGUCUGUGGGCGUGGAUCCCUGCGACUUCAGCCUCUACAGCCCCCCACCUCCACCCGAGCCUAGCCGCUCCUCACCGGCGUGCCUCCAUCCAGACCUCGGCCUCGUCUCCGGGUCCAGAGGAGUACACCACUACGGUGGGACCGCCUUCUCCAACUUCCAGGGUCCGUUCCUCCCCGGCGGGCCCUGGUACUCACCGGAGGGCAUCCUACGUCUGGCCCGUCCGCCUUACUCCUACUCGGCCCUCAUCGCCAUGGCCAUCCAGAGCGCGCCCUCGCAGCGACUGACACUGAGCCAGAUCUACCAGUACGUCUCCGAACACUUCCCCUUCUACAGCCGCAAUAAGGCCGGUUGGCAGAACUCCAUCCGGCACAACCUGUCGCUCAACGACUGCUUCCGGAAGGUUCCGCGGGAGGAGAACAAUCCUGGUAAAGGAAACUUCUGGACUCUGGACCCAAACUGCGACAAGAUGUUCGACAACGGCAACUUCUGCCGCAAGAGGAAGAGGAAAACCGACACCGUGACACCCACCAAGAAACGUCGCAACUCCUCGUCCGAGUCCAGUCCCAACUGUCCCAGCAUGCAUUGCGGCGCAGAGUUUUCUGCCCCUUCAGAAAACUCGUCUCAGCCCUCCGUGUACAUGCAGGUCCCAGAUGAGUCGUCAGUGAUUCCGCCGGCCCUUCCUCCUCUUCCUCCUCAGGGUUUUGCGUACUCGCCAGGAGCGGUGGUGCCUCAGUGGGACGCCUGUAGCCCUUCUUCUCCUCCUCCUCUUCAUGCCCCUGCCGUGUUCUCCCCAUCUUCUCAGUCAAACCCUCCACACUUCUCCCCGCCGUCACUGUACACCGACCUGGAGACCACGUACGCUCCUCUGCUGGAGCUCCAGGAGGGGCAGCAAGCGGAGUUGGACUCCUUCCAGGCUCAACUCUUGGGGAGCCUCACGGAGGAGCUGCCCCUAACUCGCUGGUUCUCCAGCAGAGACUCUGAUGUUUUUGAAAUGUUCGUCACUGUGUGAAUGGUUCUAUUUAUUAUUGAUUUGUU
Messenger RNA from Hippocampus comes (tiger tail seahorse), 1408 nucleotides. RefSeq names its product forkhead box I3a (gene foxi3a). Gene Ontology annotation, molecular function: RNA polymerase II cis-regulatory region sequence-specific DNA binding; DNA-binding transcription factor activity, RNA polymerase II-specific. Lineage: Eukaryota; Metazoa; Chordata; Actinopteri; Syngnathiformes; Syngnathidae. The record is from RefSeq and is a predicted model, not a curated record. Gene Ontology annotation, biological process: regulation of transcription by RNA polymerase II; cell differentiation; anatomical structure morphogenesis. The coding region runs from base 333 to 1382 and encodes 349 amino acids. The transcript has 2 exons.